Messenger RNA from Penaeus chinensis, 474 nucleotides. RefSeq names its product heterogeneous nuclear ribonucleoproteins A1 homolog. The record is from RefSeq and is a predicted model, not a curated record. Gene Ontology annotation, cellular component: extracellular region. Gene Ontology annotation, molecular function: peptidase inhibitor activity. The transcript has 3 exons. The coding region runs from base 1 to 474 and encodes 157 amino acids. Lineage: Eukaryota; Metazoa; Arthropoda; Malacostraca; Decapoda; Penaeidae.
AUGAAGGGAGUGAGCGUCGCUAUUCUGUGCUGCGUCCUGGCCGCGGCCUCGGCGAACGAGAGCCAAGGAUCCAACAGGUUCUUCAACGGAGGCUUCGGUAGCGGCAUUGGUAGCGGUUUCGGAGGUGGCUUCAGCGGUGGCUUCCCCGGCGUCGGGGGAUUCCAAGGAGGCGGCUUCUCUGGAGGUUUCGGUGGUACCGGAGGUUUUCGGUGGUACCGGAGGCUUCCAAGGAGCCGGAAUCUCCCAAGGAUCCAGCCAGUGCAGGUACUGGUGCAGGAACCCGGAGAACCAAGUGGCCCCGUCGGCACCAAGCCUCUCGCCUGCCCCGCCGUGCGCCCCACAUGCCCGUUCAACGUGCGCGGCCUGCGCCCCAUCACCUGCUCCAACGACUACAGGUGUGGCGGAGUUGACAAGUGCUGUUUCGACAGGUGCCUGCAGGAACACGUGUGCAAGCCCCCCUCCUUCUUCGGCUGA